CAAGUCUUUCUGCAUUCUAGGUUGUAGUGUUCUCGGGUAGUUCACUGAUGGCUCUCAACGCACUUUCCCCAGUCUGCAUCCUUCUCGAUUGUCACUGUGCUCCUGGUGGUUCCGCUGCUUCGUGUUUUUAUUUAUCAGCGAGUUGCUUUUAAGCUCACCUAUAUUUGAUUCUCUCUCUGCUGUUGUUCAGGCAGAUUCAGGUAAGACCAUGAAUUAUGGCAUUUCUUAAGUGAAGCAUUCAGGAAUGAAGUGAGAAUAUGUCAUAUAGAAAAUAGAUUUUCUUUUAAGUUAUGUCUAUUAAUUUGACUGUAGAUAUAUAUAUUUACUUCCUUAGUAAUGCAAGAAUUCUUUGUGGGAAGCAGAGAAGCAAGCAACUGCAUUUCUUGUACUCACCUAAACAUUACUGGAGGAUAAGCCACAUCAGUCUACAGAGAGGUUUUCAUACAAGUAAAAUAAGAUGUAAAUGGGCCAAAAGUGAAACACGGUCUUGUAAUAAGCACUGUUACUCUCCAAGCAACCAUGGUUUACAUAUUGGAAUUUUGAAACUUAGCACUUCUGCUCCCAAAGGACUUACAAAAGUGAGCAUUCGUAUGUCCCGAAUUAAAAGUACUUUGAACUCUGUUUCAAAGGCUGUUUUUGGUAGUCAGAAUGAAAUGAUUUCACGUUUAGCUCAAUUUAAGCCAAGUUCUCGAAUACUGAGAAGAGUAUCAGACAGUGGCUGGUUAAAACAGAGAAACAUUAAAGAAGCCAUCAAAUCCCUGAAAAAAUACAGUGACAAAUCUGCUAAAAAGAAUUCUUUUCCAGAAGAGAAAAGUCACGUUACAGAUAAAGAAGAAGAUAUAGGUAAACAAAGCCUUUUUCAUUAUACAAAUAGUUUAACCACAAAAUUUGGUGAGUCAUUCUAUUUUUUAUCAAAUCAUAUUAAUUCAUACUUCAAACGUGAGGAAAAAAUGUCUCAAAAUAAGGAAAAUAAAGAUUUCCAAGACAAAUCAGAACUUGAAGCUAAAAAGAUUGAAGAAGUUAAAUCCAGUUCUCCAGAUCCUGCCAUCGUUUCUGAUAAGCCAGGCUCAGAAUCAUCUUUGGAUACUGUGGACAAGGUUGCAAGUCCUAGUGGGAUGCCAGAAGUUCUUCCAGUAUCUACUAAGCAGAGCAUUGCUAACUUUCUUUCUCGUCCCACUGAAGGUGUACAAGCCUUAGUAGGUGGUUACAUUGGUGGACUUGUUCCUAAAUUAAAGUAUGAGUCAAAGAGUCAACCAGAAGAACAGGAAGAACCUACAAAAACUGAGCAGGCUAUCAGUAAGGACAAACAUGCAGAAGAGAAAAAGCAUUUAUCUCUUCAGCGAGAAAAGAUUAUUGCAAGAGUGAGUAUUGAUAAUAGAACACGGGCAUUAGUUCAGGCAUUAAGAAGAACAACUGACCCAAAACUCUGCAUUACUAGAGUUGAAGAACUGACUUUUCAUCUUCUAGAAUUCCCUGAAGGAAAAGGAGUGGCUGUCAAGGAAAAAGUUAUUCCAUAUCUAUUACGACUGAGACAAAUCAAAGAUGAAACUCUUCAGGCUGCAGUUAGAGAAAUGUUGGCCUUAAUUGGUUAUGUAGAUCCAGUUAAAGGGAGAGGAAUCCGAAUUCUCACAAUUGAUGGUGGAGGAACAAGGGGUGUGGUUGCUCUUCAAACUCUGCGAAAACUAGUUGAACUAACUCAAAAGCCAGUGCAUCAACUCUUUGAUUAUAUUUGUGGUGUGAGCACAGGUGCUAUAUUAGCUUUCAUGUUGGGAUUGUUUCAUAUGCCCUUGGAUGAAUGUGAGGAACUUUAUCGAAAGUUAGGAUCAGAUGUAUUUUCACAAAAUGUUAUUGUUGGAACAGUCAAAAUGAGUUGGAGCCAUGCAUUUUAUGACAGUCAAACGUGGGAAAAGAUUCUUAAGGAUAAAAUGGGAUCUGCACUAAUGAUUGAAACAGCAAGAAACCCUACCUGUCCUAAGGUAGCAGCCGUAAGCACCAUAGUAAAUAGAGGGAUAACGCCAAAAGCUUUUGUGUUCAGAAACUAUGGUCAUUUUCCUGGAAUCAAUUCUCAUUAUUUGGGAGGCUGUCAGUAUAAAAUGUGGCAGGCCAUUAGAGCCUCAUCUGCCGCUCCAGGCUACUUUGCAGAAUAUGCACUUGGAAAUGAUCUUCAUCAAGAUGGAGGUUUGCUUCUGAAUAACCCUUCAGCAUUAGCAAUGCAUGAGUGUAAAUGCCUUUGGCCAGAUGUCCCGUUAGAGUGCAUAGUAUCCCUGGGCACUGGACGUUAUGAGAGUGAUGUAAGAAACACUGUGACAUACACAAGCCUGAAAACCAAACUUUCUAAUGUUAUCAACAGUGCUACAGAUACAGAAGAAGUUCAUAUAAUGCUUGAUGGUCUGUUACCUCCUGACACCUAUUUUAGAUUCAACCCUGUAAUGUGUGAAAAUAUACCUCUAGAUGAAAGUCGGAAUGAAAAACUGGAUCAGCUUCAGUUGGAAGGGCUGAAGUACAUAGAAAGAAAUGAACAAAAAAUGAAAAAAGUUGCAAAAAUAUUAAGUCAAGAGAAAACAACUCUGCAGAAAAUUAAUGAUUGGAUCAAAUUAAAGACAGACAUGUAUGAGGGCCUUCCAUUCUUUUCAAAAUUGUGACAAGCAUAUGCAUGUGUUCUCAUAAAUGGAGGCCUGUUCAGAAGAGCCAUCAAAUUCCAUAAGAAAUUGUGGGGCUCAACAUGAGUUAACUUUGAAAUAUUGGAUCAUCUGAAAAGUCAGUACUUACGAAUUCUUGGGAAUCCCAAAAAAGACGGUGCUUCAGCCAGAUUGCACAGCAAAGAGGAUAUGCUUGGCUUCAGAAUUCAUGUGAGAAUUAGGUUUAUAAGAUGUUAAUAAUUAACUAUGCUUUAGGAAUCUUAUUGUGCUAGUUGGUUUUAGUAGAUAUUGGUGUUAUAUUGUUUGAUGUUUGAAAAUGUAUUAAUAUAUGUGCCAAACAAGAAACUGAAAACUAUCAUAUUAUGCUUUGUCUUUUCACUUUAGUCAUCAUAAUCAUGUUGAAUUUAUGUGAUCAUUGAUUUCCUUUCAUGUGGAAAAGCUCAUUUUUCCUUAAACUUACAUUACUUAUAUUUUCACUAGCUACUUCCUAUACUCCACAUGCUGCCUUUUACUGGAAUAUUCUCUAAUUGAUGCAGAAAAAUGGAAUUUUGUCUAUUAAAGUACUUUUACAUUUAAAAUAUGAAAGAACCAGGUACAGUUUUUUAUUCAAAAUUUGCUUAUUUCUACACAUUGUUUAGUUAAAACAGGUAGGUCAAGUUCCAAUCAAAUGCUUUUUUCCCCUGAAAUUUUAAGAUAAUGUUGUGUGUUAACUUUUCUAGAUCUAGUUCUAAGCUCAUCAUUCACUGUUAUAAAAUUAAUUGUUUGAAUUUACUGGCAAAAUAUUCCUGUUAAUAAACAUAAACUGUUGAAGUAA
Molecule: messenger RNA, 3453 nt
Organism: Tupaia belangeri chinensis (Chinese tree shrew)
Lineage: Eukaryota; Metazoa; Chordata; Mammalia; Scandentia; Tupaiidae
Gene: PNPLA8
Product: patatin like domain 8, phospholipase A2
Exons: 10
Coding region: 291-2642 (783 amino acids)
Biological process (GO): arachidonate metabolic process
Cellular component (GO): membrane
Source: RefSeq, a predicted model, not a curated record